UUGAUAGUAACUGUUUGUUUCCCGCGAAAAGAACAAGAAAAAACAAUGGCUAUUGCUGAUACACCGAUUCUCUCUCGAUUAGAUCGUUUAGAGAACAUGUUGAGACAGCUAGAAGAAAUUAGAUGCUGCAGCAGGCCACCAAAAAGCUCAUGUGCAUCUACUCCAUCAAGUGGGACCCUAACUAGUGAUGGCCUUCCCUCGUCCGUUGAUUUCUCCCCAAAGAGUCUAGAGAAGCAUUGCCGUCCGAUUAAUCGUGUGGUCAUGGAGACUGGAGUCAAGGGGACCCUCGUUGAGAGACUUGAGCAUGUAGAAUACCGUGUGUUGAAGGUAAUCAAUCACAUCAAAUGAAAUUGUAACCGUUUGAUUUUUUGAUGAUGGGGUAGUUUAAUCUGAUGGGUCUGAUGUAUUGUAUCAGCUGUGUUUGCAGUUGGAAGCAGAGGUGGAAGCUGCGAAAAUUAGAGAAGAAAAAGAGCAGAAAAGGAGUCAUAAGAAGAAGGGCCUAAAGCAAUUUGUUAAACUAAUUAUCAAAGGAAAACACAAAGAUAAAGCAAGGAUUAAUUAAUCACUUAAUAUAAAUCUUCAAUUUCGUUUUUUCUUUUUUCUUUUUUGUUUAUUGUGUUUUUAGUUCUCAACUUUUCUUGGGAAUUUUGUAAAGUUUGUAUUUUGAUAGAUUGCGAUAAGAACAAGAGUGAAUGAUAA
Messenger RNA from Pistacia vera, 699 nucleotides. RefSeq lists its product as uncharacterized. The transcript is spliced from 2 exons. The coding region runs from base 46 to 348 and encodes 100 amino acids. Lineage: Eukaryota; Viridiplantae; Streptophyta; Magnoliopsida; Sapindales; Anacardiaceae. The record is from RefSeq and is a predicted model, not a curated record.